Molecule: messenger RNA, 636 nt
Organism: Mangifera indica (mango)
Lineage: Eukaryota; Viridiplantae; Streptophyta; Magnoliopsida; Sapindales; Anacardiaceae
Exons: 1
Coding region: 1-636 (211 amino acids)
Biological process (GO): defense response to other organism
Source: RefSeq, a predicted model, not a curated record
AUGGACCCUGAGAAGAAUGUUGAUCCAGGGAAUGAUGAAACUUUCAGGGAGGACUGCAUCCCUGUUUUCUUCGUUGCUGCAGUCUACAGUGGUUUCUUUUUACUAACUUUCUUAGGAGUUUCCAACAGUCGUCCUCAAAUCCAGGUGAACUCACUCUCCGUCAAUAACUUUUCAGUUUCCGUUUCAGAGUCUAAGUUAUCUGGUGACUGGAAUAUCAUUUUGUCCAUUAAAAACCCUUACAAAGAUUACAUAAUCUCGUAUUCGAGUUUUGAAGUUCAUGUCUCCUACAGAAAAGAAUUUAUAUCAGGUGGGAUGAUCAUCAGUUGUUUUGAGCAAGCGGCGGGUGAGGAGAAUUUGUUGGCCGCAGGAUUCAAUCACUCAUCGGCAACAAUUUCCAGGCCGUCUGCUCAUGAAGUUGAAGAGGAAUUGGUUGGAAGCGGAGCCGUAGAGUUUGAUGUGACGAUACAUGGAAAAAUAAAAACAUUUGCAGACGAAAGGUCGAGAUCUAGAGCCAUGCAUUAUAAGAUAUCAGGUUCAUGUGAGAACUUGAAGGUGGGAUUUGACACCAGUCAUACUGUUGGAACAAUGCUGAAAAGGCAAACCCCUUCGUUUUGCAAAGUGCGAAGCCGUAGCUGA